AUGAAACUAAGUGUUUUAUUAAGCGUUUGCAUCGAUUCACACAAUAAUAAGGUCUUAAUUGAAUCCCUGGAGAAUCAGUACAAGACUAUUAUCACCGAUGGAUGCGCUCAACACUCGACCCAAACCACAACCACUCAUAACUGGCCAUUGGAUACACAGACAACACCUGUCGGCCACCGAUCGGAGACAAUCACUACUGAAGACCAGUCAUUAAUCUCCGAGGACAUUGUAAAUGACGGUCAGAUAGAGACAGACACUAGAAGUGAUGGAUGUGUUGACACAAAUACAGAGACAAUUCAUAUCGUGAAUGAAAAUGAGAUUAAAGAGGAGAAGGAGGACACGGAUUGGUCACCGCUUUCUGUGAUGAAGUACUCGACAUAUAAUAAGCCGAAGAGACAGAGAUUACAACACAAGGCGAGGAAAUCAUGUGUGAGUUCACCGCCGAAGACAUCAAUCUAUAUCUGCAAUUUGAUGGGAUGUGUGGACACAUUCAUAACGAAGAGUCUAUUGGAUAAUCACCGGAAAGUCAAUCACAAAAUUGAUGUCCCGUUUGGUGCGCGACAAUUAGUCGUCAAAACAGAUCCGCAAAGUUCUUCGUCACUCAAGCCGUUUGCUUGCAAUUACGAAAACUGCAACUUUCGAGCCGUCAAUCAAUUGCUACUUAACAAACAUCUGGAAAGUCACGAUAGAGCUAACCAUCAGUUCUUUUGCGAUUACGAUGACUGCGGCCGAAGUUUUGCACACAAGAGGGCUCUCAAAAUACAUCAACGCAGUAGCGGACACUUCGAUGACACCGACGAUAUGGCGAUUCCGGGGCCGCCCUAUGGCUGCCAAAGACGUAACUGUAAGAAAGCCUUUACGACAUUAUGGAAACUGAAGAGACACGUGGAUCAGGUGCACGACGGGGUCCGGCCAUUCGCGUGUCACGACUGUCCGCAACGGUUCCAGUCGUGUAGUAGUCUUCGCAUACAUCGGCUGCAAAAGCAUUCAUUGGAACCGAAAGUGUUUAAAUGCGAUUUCAUUGGCUGUGAGUUCGAGACUAACGUUUCAAACAGUUUGGAUCAGCACAAGAAACGUCACCUGAAUAUCAAAAAGUUUGUCUGUGAAGAGACAGACUGUGCGAUGAGUUUUAUCAGUAAAGCCGACCUCAAGAGGCAUAUGCGGUCGCACAGCGAUGAACGGCCGCAUCGGUGCGAUUGGCCCGGAUGUGAGUCCGCCUACAAAAGGGCCGACUUGUUGGCCGAUCACAGGCGCCGACACACCGGAGAUCUGCCGUUCGUUUGCGAUGAAUGCCAGCGAAGGUUUCCCUCCAAAAACACACUCAACGCUCACAACAGGGAUAUACACAUCAAUGGGACGGACAAUAAGAGGUUUAAAUGCGAUGUCAGCGGCUGUUCGUGGGUUACAAACAAACCGUUUUUUCUUAAAGUCCAUCGACGGACGCACCAAAAUCUCCGGCCGUUUGUGUGCAAAGAGACCGAUUGUGGGAAGAGUUUUAACCUCAAGAGCACUCUCACGAAACACAUGCGGUGUCACAGCGAUGAGCGGCCGUUUCGGUGCGAUUGGCCCGCAUGUGAGUCCGCAUACAAGUCAUCCAAAGGUUUAGCCGAUCACCGGCGCACACAUACCGGCGAACGGGAGUUCAUGUGUCCGUUUCCCGGUUGCGGCAAAAAUUAUACGUCCAGUUCUAUUCUCUCAACGCAUAAAAACACUCACAAACAGCCGUAUGUCUGUCAUUGGCCGGCGUGUGACCAGAGGUUUGGCGAUAAUCGCCGACUUAAGGCUCAUAUUGCCGAACAUCAGGGCAUUCUUAUGAGUGGUUGUGGUUUGGGUCGAGUGUUGAGCGCAUCCAUCGGUGAUAAUAGUCUUGUACUGAUUCUCCAGGGAUUCAAUUAA
Molecule: messenger RNA, 1896 nt
Organism: Medioppia subpectinata
Lineage: Eukaryota; Metazoa; Arthropoda; Arachnida; Sarcoptiformes; Oppiidae
Source: the annotation of a GenBank genome assembly